Molecule: messenger RNA, 1050 nt
Organism: Mytilinidion resinicola
Lineage: Eukaryota; Fungi; Ascomycota; Dothideomycetes; Mytilinidiales; Mytilinidiaceae
Product: P-loop containing nucleoside triphosphate hydrolase protein
Exons: 2
Coding region: 1-1050 (349 amino acids)
Biological process (GO): adenylate cyclase-activating G protein-coupled receptor signaling pathway
Cellular component (GO): heterotrimeric G-protein complex
Molecular function (GO): G-protein beta/gamma-subunit complex binding; GTPase activity; guanyl nucleotide binding
Source: RefSeq, a predicted model, not a curated record
AUGUUCAGCUCGAAGCGCCUGGUACAAUAUAAGGCGGCCCUAAAAGACCAGUUCGAAAAGAGGCAACGGUCCCUCGCUAUCGACCGCUCCCUCAAGAGAGACUGGAACCGGAGAGUCCAGAGUGAAUAUAACAUUCUGCUUCUUGGCGCUGACCACAAGGGGAAAAAAGAGAUUAUGGAGGUUGUGAGGGGCUUUUACGAGGAUACUUACACGACCGAUGAGUUAGCAGGAUACCGACUCACGAUUUACAAGAUUCUGAUUGACUCCGUUAAAGCGUUAGUUAGUGCUAUGGAUAAAUCUGGGAUAGUACCAGACAGUAACGAAAACAAAAGCUAUUGCGCUUAUCUGAAAUCUUUUGCUGUUCCGCCGGCUGAUCCACAGAAGCCCCUGGAACCUAAGGUUGGUGAAGCUAUUGCUGCUUUGAGGACGGACCGUUUCAUCAAUUCCGCGCAACGGAUUGCUAGUCCAGACUAUCUCCCGACUCCCGCCGACAUCUCUCGGACACGAACAACCGACAGCUUCCUCGCCCGCUAUUCAAUGUAUAACACCAUUUCAAUGUGUGAUCUUAGCAUCCGACUCUUCGAUAGCGGUUCUGCAAGACGCCGGAGUCGGAAAUGGGCAGAAUGCCUCGAGACGACGGCCCAGAUGGUCAUCUUCGUGGUGGACCUCGCCUACUACGACGAGCCGUUGUUCGACGACAAUUCCUUCACCAGAAUGACGGACAUGCUGGCGCUUUGGGAAAGGACAGUCAAGUCUCGCUGGCACGAGCGCAUGCCGUUCGUGCUGUUCUUGAACAACGCAGACGAGUUCAAGGCGAAGCUGGGGCGAAGCCCGCUGGCGGAUUACUUCCCAGACUACGCCGGCGGCAACGACCACUAUAGUGCUAGUAGGUACCUGAUAGAGCGCUUCGAAGGUAUUAUAGAUCACGAGCGGAAUGAUUAUAUGUAUGCUAUGUUUACCCUGUCUUCCAAUGCUACACAACUGCGGGAUGUAUUCAUUGCAGUUGCGGUUCUUAUAAAUAAGAGCUUUUCCCAUGUCGCUGGUUUUUGA